AUGAUUUCUUCAGUCAUGUAAACCCCACGGUGCUCACUGCCUUCAAACUGAAUCUGAAUCUGUGAACGGAACCGGAAAUGGACGAGGCACAGACAGCGUUUGGCGCGCUUGUCCAAGUUGUUGGCGCCACAGACACAAUUCACCAGCUACUGUCAGUGAAAGAAGCACAGAGUCGGUUGUCUUACUGAGACUUUAAGUACAUUUACUUUUUGACGCUAAAUCACCCAUUAACCAAUAUGACGAAGCUUUCAGAGGGAGCCAUUGAGGCUCUAACAAAUGGCACCGGUGAGAACGACCUGAUGCUUCAGUUGUUGAACAUUCGCAAGCUUGAGGGAGGAAGCGGGCAUACUCGCUGGAGGGUGAUGAUGAGCGAUGGACGGCACACUAUGUCCUCCUUCAUGCUGUCAACACAGCUGAACUUCAUGGCUGAGGAGAACCGACUGGUCCCAAACUGCAUCUGCCUUCUGAAGAAGCAUGUGACCAACAUACUGAAGGACGGACGGCGUGUAGUCAUCAUUCUGGAAAUCGAUGUCAUCAAGCCCGCGGAAGCUGUUGGAGGAAGAAUCGGAGACCCUACUCCAUUCACUGAGGGCGCGGCUAAAGGCCCGCAGACGGCGUCGAACCCUGAACCUCGCGCACCUCUACAGCAACAGAACCAGAAUGAAGCUCCUCAGACAGUGCAACGAGCUUUCAACAAAGACUUUGGGAAGAAGGGCCCAUCUGCCAUGCCCAGUACUCCAGGGGGCAGCUCCAAGGUUGUGCCCAUCGCCAGUCUCAACCCCUACCAAUCCAAGUGGACAGUUCGCGCCCGUGUGACCAACAAGAGCAGCAUCCGCACGUGGAGCAACUCUCGUGGUGACGGCAAACUUUUCUCCAUGGAGGUGGUGGAUGAGAGUGGAGAGAUCCGUCUGACCGGCUUUAACCAGGAGGUGGACAAGUUCUUCUCCCUCAUUGAGGUUGGCAAGGUCUACUACAUCUCCAAGUGCUCCCUGAAGAUCGCCAACAAGCAGUACACGUCCGUGAAGAACGACUACGAGAUGACGCUCAACGGAGAGUCCACCAUCAUCCCCUGUGAGGACAGCACUGAUGUUCCCAUGGUGCAGUGCGACUUCGUGUCCAUCGGGGACCUGGAGAGCAGAGAGAAAGACGCCAUUAUUGAUGUGAUUGGAGUGUGUAAGAGCGUGGAUGAAGUGACCCGCCUCACCACCAAGUCCAACAAAGAGGUCUCCAAGAGGACAGUGGAUCUGAUGGACAUGUCCGGGAAGGUGGUGACGGUCACGCUGUGGGGAGAGACGGCCGAGACGUUCGAUGGCUCUGGACAGCCCAUUCUAGCCAUUAAGGGGGCAAAGCUCUCAGACUACGGAGGCCGCUCCAUCUCCGCAUCCUUCAGCAGCACCCUGAUGAUCAACCCAGACAUCCCCGAGGCGUACAAGCUCCGAGGCUGGUAUGACAAGGAGGGUCAUGCCAUGGAGGGACAGUCUGUGACAGAAGCCAAAGGCGGCGGCGGGGGAGGAAACACAAACUGGAAGACUCUGUCUGACGUGAAGACCGAGCACCUCGGACACGGAGACAAGGCUGACUACUACACCUGCAUUGCUACCAUAGUGUACCUGCGCAAGGAGAACUGCCUCUACCAAGCCUGUUCCAGCCAAGACUGCAACAAAAAAGUGGUAGAUCAACAGAACGGCAUGUUCCGCUGUGAAAAGUGCGACAAAGAGUUCCCCAACUUCAAGUACCGCCUCAUCCUUUCUGCCAACAUUGCAGAUUACGGGGACAACCAGUGGGUGACUUGCUUCCAGGAGAGUGCAGAGGCCAUCCUGGGCCAGAAUGCAGCUUACCUGGGGCAGCUCAAGGACUCGAACGAAGCCGCCUUUGACGAAGUCUUCCAGCAAGCCAACUUCAACACGUUCGUGUUCCGCAGCAGAGUGAAGCUGGAGACGUACAACGAUGAAUCCAGGAUCAAGGCCUCAGUGAUGGAGGUGAAGCCUGUUGAUCAUAAGGACUACAGCAAGAGGCUGAUCAUGAACAUAAGGAAACUGGCCGCUGAGUAGAAACACUCCUUUGUGUUGAGAAUACUGUUUUUGUUUUUUGUUUCUGUACAGUCAACAAACCGCUCUAAACAUGUGCUAAAGUUAGCCGACAAAGCUUUUGUGUUUUCUUUAUUUCCCUUUGUUUGUUUUGCUUCCUGAGAGUGAGAAAUCCUCAAAGUUAUUGUGACUGUACACCUCCACUUUGUGAAAUAAUGUUUGGUGACCUGAUUCUGAAAACCCCCUUUCCUUUUUUUGUGUGUGUGUGUGUUGGUGAACAUAACAGACAAUGAUUUUUUUUUUCUCCCCCCUUUUCCUCUUUGUUAUUUGAGGGAAGCAGAGCAGAGAGUGGGUCAGUCAGCCACAAAAGAAAUCAUCAGCGUGUCUUAAGUCUGCCGGUAGUUCCUGCAUGCACUGUGGUCAUGAAGGAGGAGGGGGAGGGGGAGGAGGAGGAGGAGGGCGAGACCAGAACAGUAGCUAGCACUCUUUCCACUUUGUGACGCUCGCAGUCAGAAUGGCUCGGUUGGACCUGCACAGUCCUGAUAAGACCGUUUACUCUCACUCUCUUCCCCCGUCUAUUUCUCAUAUACUUGCAAACAUAAGCACAUAUACACAGUGCAGACCUAUUGGGGAAAUGUACUGCAGUCUAUUUAAGUAGAUACAAGGUGUUACCAGUGUGUCUGAGUCUUUUCAAUGUGUUCUGUAGUUCUGUUUUUUGUGAUCAUUAACUUGAGAAUAAAAUAUUUGUUAUCA
Molecule: messenger RNA, 2780 nt
Organism: Notolabrus celidotus (New Zealand spotty)
Lineage: Eukaryota; Metazoa; Chordata; Actinopteri; Labriformes; Labridae
Gene: rpa1
Product: replication protein A1
Exons: 17
Coding region: 237-2051 (604 amino acids)
Biological process (GO): nucleotide-excision repair; meiotic cell cycle; telomere maintenance via telomerase
Cellular component (GO): nucleus; DNA replication factor A complex
Molecular function (GO): single-stranded telomeric DNA binding; damaged DNA binding
Source: RefSeq, a predicted model, not a curated record